AUGGCUGACAAAACUGUAGCGGGUGUCCUCGCCUCUAAAACUCAAGAAAACGUCAUAUUUUCACCGCAGAUUACUAAAGAAGAAGAAGCCAUCAACUUUCACCAAAGGGAAGACUCUGCACUGCAGCAAGAUGGAACAUAUAUAUGGGUUCACGUGGACUCAGUUGACAAACCCAAGUAUUGCACCCUAAAGAAUGAAAUUGCAACGAAUGUGCUUGGUGUUUACACACCGGACAUGCAAUUUAUUUAUCUCCUCACAGGGUGGGAAGGUUCAGCUGUAUAUGGUAAGGUGUUGAGGGAUGCCAUCAAUAGGAGACAUAGGUUAAAGGUCACCCAAGGGUUUUAUUACUUAUGUGAUGUUGGAUACACUAAUGGGGAAGGGUUCCUGGCACCAUAUAGAGGGCAACGAUAUCAUUUGAAUGAGUGGAGGCAAGGUCGUCAACCAGCGACACUGCAAGAAUAUUUCAACAUAAAACACUCUCAAGCAAGAAAUUGUAUUGAGAGAAAUGAACUGCCAACAGACCCAAUCAAGAGUGAGGUCGGUGAAGUGUGCAACGUCGAGGACGACGAGGAGGACAGUGGUGAAGUUAUAAUGCAUGUGGAGACGAGCGCCGCGUGGACUGUGUGGAGAGAUAAUUUAGCUCAAGAAAUGUUCAACAGUUGGAUUUCUUUGUGA
Messenger RNA from Pistacia vera, 675 nucleotides. RefSeq lists its product as uncharacterized. Lineage: Eukaryota; Viridiplantae; Streptophyta; Magnoliopsida; Sapindales; Anacardiaceae. The coding region runs from base 1 to 675 and encodes 224 amino acids. The record is from RefSeq and is a predicted model, not a curated record. The transcript is spliced from 4 exons.